Labeo rohita (rohu) is the source of this 2448-nucleotide messenger RNA. RefSeq lists its product as uncharacterized. The transcript has 15 exons. The record is from RefSeq and is a predicted model, not a curated record. NCBI's taxonomy places the organism in Eukaryota, Metazoa, Chordata, Actinopteri, Cypriniformes, Cyprinidae. Bases 391 to 2448 code for a protein of 685 amino acids.
AAUAACUUUCAACUUUUUCUAAGAAAGCACAAAAAUCGCUUAAAUGUUUAAAAGCACUGCAGAUAUUUGGGUUUUUUCACGUUACAAAUAUCACUAUAUGACCAUUGUGAUGCACACACGCAAUUAAAAAAAGCGGAAGAGGAAAAAAGAGGAAGAUGAUGCAAACGAAGAAGAAGAAGGGUCCUGGACCAUGCCAUGCCCUGAUCGUGGUAGCUAAGGUUUUUGUACCCAUCUAUUUCAUCACUGAAAUAUUAUAAAAAUAAAACGGUUCUUUUAAGAGCCAAUUUCUUCCCUCCUCCUACUUCUCUCUCUUUCUCUUUCUUGUUUUUCUCUCUCUCCCUUUUGUAUUUGUUUGUACCUUUGACUUUAUUAAUUCAUCAAAAUCUUCAGAUGGCAUCAGAGUCAUUCAGACAGUUUAAAGAAUGGCUGGAGGCAGCAAAAACCAUGGCAGAUGAGUUGGAAGCCCAAAAAACUACAAAAAAAAGAAAACAAAAGGGAACUCAAGACUGCAAUGUUUCCUGGAGGAAUAGAGACCAGCAUGGGAACAUCAUACCACGUGUUAAUAAGAAGAAUCGAUCUGUUAAACCCGCUGGCACAAGGGAGCAUGCAGAAGUUGAGGAGAGUCCACAAGAGGUCCCGAGUCCACAAGAGGUCCCAAGUCUUGAUCAAUGUCUUCAGAGACUGAAGAACCUACUAAAUUCUGUUAAUGUCUCUGCAUCAGAUGAAAUAGAAGGGGCACCCACUAUGUCUGUAUGGACCAAAAGACAGGUCACGUCUGAAAAAAAAUUUAGGGCUGCAUUUCCAGAGAUCUUAAAUUGCAUGCUGGCUGCAGAGACUGUAACACAGCAUUGCUGUCAACAGUGCAAAGCUGUUGACGCUGUUGUCCGGUGUCUAGAGUGUGUUCCAUCAGGGUGUCAGUUUUUUUGUUCGACAUGUGACUCUGAGAUCCACAGAAAGCAUGUGUUCCAUGACAGAGAAGCCAUUAUUGAUGGUUUUUUCAAGCCUAUUCCACCAACAUCCUUAGUGGUGAUUGAUGAGAGUGGCCAGUAUCAACUCCGCAAACAAGUGUGUAUGCUUCCUAUUCCUCCACCAAUGCAAAUUUGCUCCUGUGGUCCAAGCCAAGCUUUCACAGUCAUCCCAGGAAAGCAGACUGUCUUGGUGACUAUCAACGGUUCAUACAACCUGUGCCUGCCUAGUAUAUGCUGUCCAUUUUGUUCUUGCAAGUGGACUCCUGGGAUUAGUGACUUGCUUGAAUAUAAAUACUGGCCAGCAACCACCAGCUGCCAAAUGCUGUUCAAGUUUGAUGUGUUCACAUCAUUUGAGCAGAUGAAAUUGGCUAGCCCAGCUUUAUCCCAACAAGCAUUUCUCAGAAUGCUUGAACAUCGAUCACUUUGCACUGGUCGGGCGAGUUGUAUUUGUGGUGAUACCUUCCAUAGAGUCUUUCGAGAGUUUGCGUUCUGCAAUUUUAAGAAAGAAGAUCUGUGCCUGACGGAACCCUUUAAAUGCCCAGCAUGUACACCAGACAUGCUGGCUAUAUCUGCAGAUGGUAAUAGAAAACAUUACCGGUUCAAGAAGUCCAAAGGGACAGAUGAACCAUCUCUUUUUGAUGGACUGUUCAUUGCACAAGAUGCCAAAGUAUCUGCCUUUGUUGAACAAAUUAGAAGCCAGAUGAUUAGUAGGACAGGUCAAGAUGUCUGUGGGCCUGCAACAUUUACAGCAGGCAGAGAAAUAUCACAGAAGUCCAGGGCCAAGGUGGAUGAAGAGGGCCUUGAAAUAGCUGUGUGCAGACAUGGAGUCUUGCUGCAAGCUUUGAAUCACUACCGUGGAGAAAUAUAUGCCUACCCAAUGUUCCUGCAAAAGGAGCUGGCACAAGCUGCAAAUGCAACAUUCUUUUGUACAGACAUUGCUUGCAGGUACUGGCCUUAUUUGGAGAGGAUGGCAGAGAAGUUGCCUGAGCUCCAGCCACUUACCAUGAUGAAGCCAUUUCUGUCUGUAAUGCAUGCUAAGGCUCACACUGGCAAAUGUGAGGUAAGGUGGGGCGGCAGAAAUCAGGUUGGUGCAGGAAAUACUGUUGGUGAAGAGGUGGAACAGGUCAAUAGCUUCCUUUCAAGGGCAGCUCUUACUACAAAAUACAUGACCAAGUCAGGCAGAGCGGAUAUGAUAACCAUGCUUGCCAUUAGAUGGAACCAUAGGAAGAUGGAGAAUCUCCAUACGACACUAGCGAAAAGAUUUUUCAAAACUACACAGAGAGCAGAAAUGGAAGCAGCCAAUCUUGAGAGUCUUAAACAGGAGUUUAGCAUCUCUGUGGAAGAUGUGGAUCGGUGGGUGUGUGAUGUCAGGCACUGGGCUGCCACUGAGAAACACAGUUCUGACAGUAGCCAGGAAGAACUCCAGAGAGAAAUCGAUGAGAUUAUUUAUUCCAUACGAAGAAAGAAGCAAGAUCUGUAA